CAAAUAUAUCUGGCCGGUACGCCACUCUAUCCCGGCCUGCGGCCGUUCCAGGGCUCCUUUCCAUUAGAAGCACUUUUCUAAUUCCCACAGGCCAGGGCUUCAUAUUCUCUACAAUUAUAGAGGCUCACAGGCCUCACGGCACCCUCUGGUCACUCGUCUUGCAAUUUGCAACGACACACAGCGCCGAGAUCGACGAUCAGAACGCCACCAAUCCCCACCAUCCGGAUCGGAACGCGCAAGAUGUGGCCCAUCAUCAUCAGGGGCGGUUCUUGGCCACCGUCGUCCGUCGACGUCGGCUCUGUCACGGCGGCGCUGCUCCUCGCCGCCGCCGUCAUCUUCAUCCCCCGUGUCUGGUCUUCAUCAAGAACUAGAAGGCCGCAGGUACCGGCGAGCGGCGGCAGUACUGCCGGAGGAGCACGGCUCCCUGCCGGCUCGCUCGGGUGGCCGCUCCUCGGCGAGACGCUGGCCUUCAUCCGGGCUGCGUAUUCUCCUCGCCCGGAGUCCUUCGUCGAGAAACGCCGCCUCUGGUACGGCAAGGUGUUCAAGUCGCACCUGUGGGGUUCCCCGGCGGUGGUGAGCUCGGACCCGGAGGUGAGCCGCGCGGUGCUGCAGGCCGACGCGUCGGCGUUCGUGCCGUGGUACCCGCGGUCGCUCAUGGAGCUGAUGGGGCAGUCGUCCAUCCUGGUGCUCGGCGGCGGCCUCCAGCGCCGGGUGCACGGCCUCGCCGGCGCCUUCUUCAAGUCGCCACAGCUCAAGGCGCAGGUCACCGCCGACAUGCAGCGCCGCGUCGGCCGCGCCAUGGACGUCUGGAGCAGGCGCCAUCACCGGAGCAUGAGCAGCAACGGCUGCGGCGGCGCACCGCCCGUGCGGGUACAGGACGAGGCCAAGUCGAUUGUGUUUGAAAUCCUAGUGAGAGCGCUGAUUGGGAUAGAGGAAGGAGACGAAAUGCAGUACCUCAGGCAACAAUUUCAGGAAUUCAUUGCCGGUUUGAUAUCACUUCCUGUCAAACUUCCAGGGUGUCAACUCUAUAGAUCCCUCAGGGCUAAGAAGAGGAUGACAAAGUUGAUAAAAAUGAUCAUCCAAGAGAAGAGGAAGAAGAUGAUCGCCGAAGGCGAGGAUCUGCGUGGGACUCAUCCACGUGAUAUGAUCGACGUUCUGCUAGGCAAUGGCAACGACGAGCUCACUGACGAGCUGAUAUCUGACAACAUGAUCGACUUCAUGAUCCCUGCAGAGGACUCCGUGCCGGUGCUCAUUACGUUGGCAGUCAAGUAUCUCAGCGAAUGCCCACUAGCUUUGCAGCAGCUCGAGGAGGAGAACAUGGAGCUAAAGAGCCAGAAAUCAGACACGGGAGAAACCCUAGAAUGGACAGACUACAUGUCGCUCACCUUCACACAGCACGUGAUCACGGAGACGCUGCGGAUGGGCAACAUCAUAAACGGGAUCAUGCGGAAGGCGGUGCGGGACGUGGAGGUGAGGGGCCACCUCAUCCCCAAGGGCUGGCGCGUCCUCGUCUACUUCCGCGCCGUCCACCUCGACGCCGCCGUCCACGACGACCCGCACGCCUUCAACCCCUGGAGGUGGAAGGAGAGGGCCGACGUGGUACCGGUCAUGAGCAGCGGCGGCGGCGGCGGCUUCACCCCCUUCGGCGGCGGCCAGAGGCUGUGCCCGGGGCUCGACCUGGCAAGGCUCGAGGCCUCCAUCUUUCUGCACCAUCUCGUCACCAGCUUCAGGUGGGUGGCGGAGGAGGACACCGUCGUCAACUUCCCCACGGUGCGGCUCAAGCGAGGGAUGCCAAUCACAGUGACGCCUAGAACCUGAACGCAUCUAGUAGGCUCGAAUGGCAGGCAACAAGGAUGCAGUCGUCGAUCUCGAUCGUUGUAGACUCAGCUCGUCUCUUGAUUAUUUGACUAGGAUAGCUAGUUUCCUUUGUGCAAGAAGAAAAAUACAUGUAUAUCAACAACUAAAGAGGUGUGUGAGAAAUACAGUACAUGCAUGUAAAGUUGGCACGGCAAAGAAAGCAGGAGCUGGUGCCAAUUGCCAAAAGGUCAGCUUGCAAAUUUUAUACUACUGUGAUUUACUGUUACACUAAGGAGCACCAUGCCCUGAUGCCUCGUGUGAGUCUUUGUUCCCCUUGUCCUGCUUCUUCAAGCAGACAAAUCCGCUGGACCAGGCGGAGAGUACUGAAUAAUGGCACUAGAAUUCAAAGGAUAA
Messenger RNA from Sorghum bicolor (sorghum), 2211 nucleotides. Its product is annotated as cytochrome P450 90D2. Bases 241 to 1818 code for a protein of 525 amino acids. Gene Ontology annotation, biological process: sterol metabolic process; multicellular organism development; brassinosteroid homeostasis. The record is from RefSeq and is a predicted model, not a curated record. NCBI's taxonomy places the organism in Eukaryota, Viridiplantae, Streptophyta, Magnoliopsida, Poales, Poaceae. The transcript has 7 exons. Gene Ontology annotation, molecular function: iron ion binding; oxidoreductase activity, acting on paired donors, with incorporation or reduction of molecular oxygen, NAD(P)H as one donor, and incorporation of one atom of oxygen; heme binding.